AUGGCCCUGGUAUCAGGCCCUGGUAGGGCUGGAGGCACCUCGUCAGACCAGGAGCUACACACCUUGAAGCAUGUGGCUUACAUCAAGAACCUGGACACUCGGAAAGAUGAAUUGGAGUACUGGCUCACGGAGCACUUGCGUCUGAAUGGCGUCUAUUGGGGACUGACUGCACUGCAUCUGCUGGGUCAUCCUGAAGCCUUACCCCGCGAUCAAACCAUUGACUUUGUGCUUUCUUGCCAGAAGGACAACGGAGGAUUUGGUGCUGCCCCUGGUCAUGACGCUCACAUGCUCUACACUGUCUCUGCUGUCCAAAUUCUGGUCACUAUUGAUGCAGUGGAUGAACUAGAAAAGCGUGGUCUUGGGGGCAAGCAGAAAGUUGGUUCUUUCAUCGCCAGCUUGCAGAAUAAAGAGGACGGCUCCUUCAUGGGAGAUCCAUGGGGUGAGACUGAUACCCGCUUCCUUUACGGUGCACUAAAUGCUCUGUCGCUUCUUGGUCUACUGGAUCUGGUCGAUAUCCCAAAAGCUGUCUCAUACGUUCAAAGUUGCGAGAACUUUGAUGGAGCCUAUGGUGUGACUCCUGGUGCGGAAUCACACUCGGGCCAAGUCUUCACUUGUGUCGGCGCUUUGGCUAUCGCUGGCCGCCUGGACUUGGUGAACAAGGAUCGAUUGGGAGCAUGGCUGAGUGAACGCCAGAUUGAAAAGGGUGGCUUUAAUGGUCGACCCGAGAAACUCCCAGAUGCAUGCUAUGCUUGGUGGGUUGGCUCUAGUCUGGCCAUGAUUGACCGCCUUCACUGGAUCGAUGGCAAGAAACUUGCUUCAUUUGUCCUCCAAUGUCAGGACCCUGAAGCUGGUGGCUUUGCUGAUCGCCCUGGGAAUAUGGUUGAUGUUUACCAUACUCACUUUGGCGUCGCAGGUCUGAGCCUCUUGGGAAUGGAGGGACUACAAGAGGUAGACCCCGUAUACUGCAUGCCCAAAUCUGUUAUUGCACGAUGCUUUGCAAAAUAA
Molecule: messenger RNA, 1005 nt
Organism: Penicillium daleae
Lineage: Eukaryota; Fungi; Ascomycota; Eurotiomycetes; Eurotiales; Aspergillaceae
Product: Rab geranylgeranyltransferase subunit beta BET2
Exons: 5
Coding region: 1-1005 (334 amino acids)
Biological process (GO): protein geranylgeranylation
Cellular component (GO): Rab-protein geranylgeranyltransferase complex
Molecular function (GO): Rab geranylgeranyltransferase activity
Source: RefSeq, a predicted model, not a curated record